AUGAAUGUUCUUUGUGGUAAUCAUAAAAACCUCAACAUAAUCAACAAUAUAUUUAAACGAAGAUUUUCAACAACAUUAACCAUACCGAAUUCAGAACAAGAAUCAUCUGAUUCAUUACAGAUCGAUGAUAAUGAAAUAGAAUUAUCGGAAAAAGAAAUUCAAUUAGUACGUGAUACAUGGACAGUAUUACGUAAGGAUUUAGCUGGUUUUAAAUUUUUAGGUGCCGAACUUUUAGUAAGAUUUUUUACCAAAUAUCCUGAUUAUCAACAAAAAUUCAAAUCAUUCAAAGAUAUUCCAAUAAAUUUUCAACAAAAUCAUUCAAUACGUAUUGAUAAAAAAUUAAUGGCACAUGGUACAUAUGUAAUGUAUACUAUUGGUAUGUUGGUUGAUAAUCUGGAAAAACCGGAUAUUAUGAUACAAAUGUUAAAACGUUUAGCACGUAAUCAUUAUCGUCGUCGUAUUAGUUUGAAAGCAUUUGAACAACUUCGUGAUACAUUAUUGGAACAUUUAUUGGAUUUACUUGGUCAACAAAUAUUUAAUAAAAAAACAAUGAUUGCAUGGCGUAAAGCAUUCGGAUAUUUAUUGAGAGAAAUUGAAAAAAAUUUUAAACUAUUAGAAUCAGAUAUUGAACGUUCAGGAAGUUAUUAUCGAUUAAAUUCAUUACAUGAUAAUGCUAAACAUGAAAUGAUGCAAGAUUAUCGACGUAAUUGUUUAUUUGAUUAUCAAUUACGUUUACGAAAACGUAGUGAACAAUAUAAUUCAACAUUACGAACAAAUCAAUUGAUGAAUAAUUUGAAAUAUUCGACAAUGUUAAAUGAAUCAUUGAUCAACAAACAAAAGUAUAGUGAUUCUGAAAUCGAUCAGCCAAAAAUUAUUGUAAAUCAACAACCUAAUUCAUUGAUAAUUCAACCAGUAUUACACCAGUCUAUGAUAUCAUCAUCAUCAUCUUCAAAUCAUCCAUCUCAGCCAUCGAAUCAAAUUCAACAAACAUCUAUUCCAACAUCAUCAACAUCUUCACCUGUUACACAGACAAUAAAUAUUUUGCCAACAACAAUAAACGAUCGAAAUACACAUAAAAUACAGAAAAAACCGGAUAAAUCGAAAAAUUUUCUAUGGAAACUUUUAGCAAAUUUACGAAAAAAAUUCUAA
Molecule: messenger RNA, 1149 nt
Organism: Dermatophagoides pteronyssinus (European house dust mite)
Lineage: Eukaryota; Metazoa; Arthropoda; Arachnida; Sarcoptiformes; Pyroglyphidae
Molecular function (GO): heme binding; oxygen binding
Source: RefSeq, a predicted model, not a curated record